GCUGAGGCGCAAAUACAGCUGAGCGCCGUCAGGCGGCACAUUGUCGUCAAAGGAGGCGGGAUGGUUUCCCGCUGCUUUUCCCGCUCAAACGCCGUUCCCGCCGUUUGAAGGAGGACCUGUGGCGGAUAGGAGAUGUCAAAGAAAAGAGGUUUGAGCGUUGAAGAGAAGAGAACUCGAAUGAUGGAAAUCUUUUUUGAAACAGAACAAAUUACAAAACAAACUGUUCUCUUCUCACUUUUUUGGUAUCAGAAAGAUGUAUUCCAAUUAAAGGAUAUUGAGAAAAUUGCUUCGAAAGAGAAAGGAAUAACAUCUAUGUCAGUGAAGGAUAUCUUACAGAGCUUAGUUGAUGAUGGUAUGGUAGACACUGAUAGGAUUGGAACGUCAAAUUAUUUUUGGGCCUUCCCAAGUAAAGCAUUGCACACAAGAAAAUGUAAACUGGAAGAACUGCAGAAUCAGUUCUCAGACUAUUGUCAGAAGAAAAAGGAUUUAGAAGAAAGCACCAAGCAAUCAAAAAUUGGGCGGCAAGAUACUGCAGAACGUGCAGCACUAAUAAAGGAACUUAGUGCCUUACAACAGAAGAAAGACCAUCUAAAGACAGAAGUAGAUAAAUAUAAAGAAUGUGAUCCAGAUAUUGUUGAAGAAAUCCGUCAAGCAAAUAAAAUAGCUAAGGAAGCAGCCAACAGAUGGACUGAUAAUAUAUUUGCUGUAAAAUCUUGGGCUAAACGGAAGUUUGGAUUUGAAGACAACAAAAUUGACAAAACAUUUGGUAUACCAGAAGAUUUUGACUAUAUUGAUUGAAAGUGUUUAAUAAAAAGGAUGCCAUAUAACUUAAUAUUGUUCAGGAUGCUUUUACUUUAAAUUGUAUUUCAUUCCUACCAUUACUUGUACUGAUGUUAAUAAAAUCU
Messenger RNA from Notechis scutatus (mainland tiger snake), 905 nucleotides. NCBI's taxonomy places the organism in Eukaryota, Metazoa, Chordata, Lepidosauria, Squamata, Elapidae. The record is from RefSeq and is a predicted model, not a curated record.